Silurus meridionalis is the source of this 2533-nucleotide messenger RNA. RefSeq names its product guanine nucleotide binding protein (G protein), alpha inhibiting activity polypeptide 1 (gene gnai1). NCBI's taxonomy places the organism in Eukaryota, Metazoa, Chordata, Actinopteri, Siluriformes, Siluridae. The coding region runs from base 339 to 1403 and encodes 354 amino acids. Gene Ontology annotation, cellular component: heterotrimeric G-protein complex. The record is from RefSeq and is a predicted model, not a curated record. The transcript is spliced from 9 exons. Gene Ontology annotation, molecular function: G protein-coupled serotonin receptor binding; GTP binding; GTPase activity. Gene Ontology annotation, biological process: adenylate cyclase-modulating G protein-coupled receptor signaling pathway.
CCCUAGAGCAGCGCGAGCAGGAAACAGAAGAACGGGCGGAUGGAGGAACAGUUAGGCGUCUACAGAUCCACUUCCACCCUUUUACCCCGACACUGAACCGAAUAUUACCCGCUUUACGGAGCUCCAGACCCGCGCUGACCGUCUACACCACCCCGGGCUCACACAGCGCACUGCUGGACCGAGUCAAAGCCCCGAGGGGAACCGCGAGUUUCACACACGCAGCCGUUUGGGUUCAGAUUAGGGCGUGUGUGUGUGUGUUGUCGGGGAGAAGGAGGCUUUGCAUGGUGGACAGUGUGUGUGUGUGUGUGUGAGUGUGUGUGUGUGUGUGAGGGAGGAGGAUGGGUUGCACGCUGAGCACUGAGGACAAGGCGGCGGUGGAGAGAAGCCGCAGGAUAGACCGAAAUCUGCGGGACGAUGGAGAGAAAGCAGCGCGCGAGGUUAAACUGCUGCUGCUGGGAGCGGGGGAGUCUGGGAAGAGUACGAUAGUCAAGCAGAUGAAGAUUAUCCAUGAGGCGGGUUACUCAGAGGAGGAGUGUAAGCAGUACAAGGCCGUGGUGUACAGUAACACCAUCCAGUCCAUCAUCGCCAUCAUCCGCGCCAUGGGACGCCUCAAAAUCGACUUCGGGGAUGCAGCACGAGCGGACGAUGCCCGGCAGCUGUUUGUGUUAGCGGGCAGUGCAGAGGAAGGCUUUAUGACAGCUGAGCUUGCUGGAGUGAUAAAGCGUCUGUGGAAGGAUGGAGGAGUGCAGGCCUGUUUCAGCCGAUCCCGAGAGUAUCAGCUCAAUGACUCUGCUGCAUAUUAUCUGAAUGAUCUGGACAGGAUAUCGCAGGUCUCCUACAUCCCUACACAGCAGGACGUCCUGAGGACCCGUGUCAAAACCACAGGCAUCGUGGAGACUCACUUCACCUUCAAGGACCUGCACUUCAAGAUGUUUGAUGUGGGAGGUCAGAGGUCAGAGAGGAAGAAGUGGAUCCACUGUUUCGAAGGUGUGACUGCUAUCAUCUUCUGCGUGGCCCUCAGCGACUACGACCUGGUGUUGGCCGAGGACGAGGAGAUGAACCGGAUGCAUGAGAGCAUGAAGCUGUUUGACAGCAUUUGCAACAACAAGUGGUUCACAGACACAUCCAUCAUCCUGUUCCUCAACAAGAAGGACCUGUUUGAGGAGAAGAUCAAAAGAAGUCCCCUCACCAUCUGUUACCCCGAGUAUGCAGGCUCAAACACGUAUGAGGAAGCAGCAGCGUAUAUCCAGUGUCAGUUUGAGGACCUGAACAAGAGGAAGGACACUAAGGAGAUCUACACACAUUUCACCUGCGCCACCGACACCAAGAACGUCCAGUUUGUCUUCGACGCAGUCACCGACGUCAUCAUCAAGAACAACCUGAAGGACUGCGGACUCUUCUAGGUGGAGAUAAUGUUUCGUGUUUCCCCAUGAGGCUGUGUGUGUGUGUGUGUGUGUGUGUGUGUGUGUGUGUGUGUGUGUGUGUGGUACAUUGCGUCUCAUCCCUCUGCUUUUAUUUAUGCAUCUUUUGUCGUCUCGUCUUUUAUUUAGAAAAGGGACACGUAACGUUUUUCUCGUUUCGUCGAGACGCUUUUUUCCCCUCCAUCUUUUUAUCAAUAUUUUUUAUAAUAUUUGGUGUGGGGACACAUUGGACAGCAGAAGGACGUGUUGGACAGCAGAGGGACGUUUCGACUUGUGGGGUUCUGUGCCUUGCCGUGUUUCUCUUUUUGCUCAUGUGCAGUGAUUUUUUUUUUUUUCUCUCUCUGUGUCUCCUGAAGUCCACUGUGUAAAUAAAACUCUAGUGAGGCAAAGGGGGCGGGGCUUAGGGUCAACUCCAUCAACCAAUCGCAAACCUGUGUGUAUGUCACUGAGUUGACUUGAUUUGAUCGUGUAUAAUAGUUUUAGCAAAGAUGGAUGGCUAAAUGGAUGCUAACUGGCUUAGCUUAGCUAAGUCACUAGUUAGCAUUGUAACAGGUUAGCAUUAGGAGCUAGUCAUUGUAGCGAUUCGGAGCUAGAUUUGCUUGUAAGCUAAAAUUGGGCUAGGAAAAAAGUAUAAAAUCUUGCUAUUUUUUAUUCCUUAUUUGCAUUUGUUUGAUUAGCUAAGCUAAAAACGCUCCUAACAAUAAUUUUUUUCACUUCGCUAACAGUUCGUGUGUGUGUGUGUGUGUGUGUGAGAUGGAGUGCUCUCGUCGGAGCUGAAUGUUCGUCCAAAGCUCAGUCUCCACGGCAACAAGUGGAUGCUUCAGACGAAGUGUGUGUGUGUGUGUGUGUGUGUGUGUGUGUGUGUGUGUGUGCGCUCUCCCCCAGAAGCCUCGGCUAGCUGCCAUCUCACACACUGAGGAUCUGUUUUAAAAGUUUUAAUGAAAAAUGCCUGUGUUGAGUAAACCAUGAUGAUGAUGAUGAUGAUUAUGACUCACCCUCUAUCUCUCUCUCUCUCUCUCUCUCUCUCUCUCUCUCUCUUUUCUCUCUCUCUAUGUGGGAACAUUUGUACACUCAUGUCCCUUAUUUUGCUAAUAAAAAGCAUUUGCAAUCCA